GUCAAGGGCGACUGUGAGGAAAGAAGAGAGAGAGGGUUGUGGGCCUCGGAGGAGAACCCAGGCAGCCGGCGUCGGGGCGGUUCCUCGAGGCUGUCUUUUUAGAUCUGUGGGGCCCAGGAGCCCAGGGUUCACACCGCACUCCAGGAGGUGCCUGAACAAACGGGCCGACGGGGAGUAGCGGCUGGGAGACCCGCGGGCCGGGACCAUGGGCUGCUUCUUCUCCAAGAGGCGGAAGACUGAGAAAGAGUCGCAGCCCGAGGGGGAGGAGGAGCGGCCGAAGCAGUACAGCUGGGACCAGCGCGAGAAGGUUGAUCCAAAAGACUACAUGUUCAAUGGGCUGAAGGAUGAAACAAUAGGUCGCUUACCUGGGAAGGUGGCAGGGCAGCAGUUUCUCAUUCAAGACUGUGAGAACUGUAACAUCUAUAUUUUUGAUCACUCUGCUACAGUUACCAUCGAUGACUGUACUAACUGCAUCAUUUUUCUGGGACCCGUGAAAGGCAGUGUGUUUUUCCGGAAUUGCAGAGAUUGCAAGUGUGCACUAGCCUGCCAACAGUUUCGUGUGCGGGACUGUAGGAAGCUAGAAGUCUUUUUGUGCUGUGCCACUCAACCCAUUAUUGAGUCUUCCACAAAUAUCAAGUUUGGCUGUUUUCAAUGGUACUACCCUGAAUUAGCUUUCCAGUUCAAAGAUGCAGGGCUAAGUAUCUUCAAUAAUACUUGGAGUAACAUCCAUGACUUUACACCUGUGUCAGGAGAACGCAACUGGAGCCUUCUUCCUGAAGAUGUUGUAGUUCAAGACCACGUUCCUCUGCCUACUACUGAAGAGCUCAAAGCUGUUCGUGUUUCCACAGAAGCCAAUAGAAGUAUCGUUCCCGUCUCCCGGGGUCAAAGACAGAAGAGCAGUGAUGAAUCAUGCUUAGUGGUAUUAUUUGCUGGUGAUUAUACUAUCGCAAAUGCCAGGAAACUAAUUGAUGAGAUGGUUGGUAAAGGCUUUUUUCUAGUUCAGACAAAGGAAGUGUCAAUGAAAGCUGAGGAUGCUCAAAGGGUAUUUCGGGAAAAAGCACCGGACUUCCUUCCUCUUCUGGACAAAGGUCCUGUUAUUGCCUUGGAGUUUAACGGAGAUGGUGCUGUGGAAGGCUGUCAAGUCAUCGUCAACGAGAUGUUCAACGGGACCCAGAUGUUUAUAUCAGAAAACAAGGAGACAGCAUCUGCAGAUGUAGACAGCUUCUACAACUUUGCUGAUAUACAGAUGGGAAUAUAAAGUGCAUUGUGGAACCAAGGACUUGGUAUUGAGCCCUUUUCAACUUGUGUAUUAGCAAUGGCUUUUACUAAGGCUAAAAUUAUUAAAGUUGACUUUCAAAUAAAUUGUUGAAUAUUGCAUCAUUUACUUGAGGUUCGAAAUAGUUCAUUUUAAAUUAAGUAGUUCUAAUCAGCUUUACGACUGUUUAACCCACUUCUAUAAGCUUACAGUUUUGAUUCCCUGCGUAUGAUACUGUUAUUAGAAAAUGGAAGUGGCUAACAGUUCAUGAUUUUAAUCCUAAUUAAAUAUUCUUUCAAAUCUUUAAUAAUUUAAACUUUCCUCAGUGCUCCAUGAUACUUGUUUGAGAAUAUGUUCCAUUGUUUAUUUUUUAAUUUAGAUGGAUUUGUUACUAGUUGAUCAAUUAGAAUGAACCUUUGCACAUUUUUUUCAUGUAUAUAUCCAGUUAAAGAAUUGCUUCCUAGUUGCAUAAUAUGGCAAAUGAGGUUUUGUACACGGAGUUGACAUAAUACUUUGUAAAUUGAAUUUUUUAAAUUACUAGGCAUUUGAUAACCAGUUUUGCAAGUAACUCUACUAACUGAUGUUGGUAUAGCUGUUUAAAGACUACUUUGUGAGUAGUAUAAUUAUUUGAAUAAUUUCCACCCUGUUUACUUUUUUAAUACAACUGCUAGCUGACUCUUCUGCUGCCUGGUAAGAAAAGGUAUAUGUAACACUAAAACUAUAAGAAGCCCAAUCACUAGCAGUUUUCAAAAAAGUGAUUAUUGUUUUAUCAGCUCUUGUGGGCUAUUAGGAGAAUUAGAACAAAACCUUGUGAUAUGCAAAUUAAAAAGCUAGAUAAAUUUGAUUUUCAUUAUAUAUGCCACGCAUAUCAAGUAAUGUUCAAGCAUAAUAACGUUAUUUUGGUUGUUUUAAAGCAUUAUUUUCUAAAUCAACCUACCAUAGUAAUUUACCAGGAAGCAGGGGACAGCUACUUGUUUAAUAAAAGUCCACAUUCUUGAACCCAAGCCCCAGGUGCAGUCUCCAGGGAAAACUGCUCUAAAGGGUUUGUUGUAAUUGGAAGUAAUCAGUUUAGAUGUGGAGAGGUUGAUCUAGUGAGAAGCGACUGAACCUACCAUCUACAUUGCACAUAGAGCUAAUAGGACAUUAGUUUUCAUAGUCUAUUUUUAAAAAGAACAUUAAAUUUAAUUCUAUUUUGGUAAAACUAAGACUGAAAAUAGCCACUUGUAAAAAUUCCUCUUAUGAUUGUUACUAAAAAUAUAUUUUCAUGUUUAAACUGUUUUUUGGAUAUUUUCAGAUUAAUUUAUAACUACUACAUUGAAUGGUGUGUUGAUGUCCAGAAAUAAUACAUUAAAAGACUUUUCACUUUAACUUAAUAAUAUUGACCACCUACCCUGUGCCUGGCCUAGUGUUAACCAUUAGCAUUGCAUCAUUUCAAUCUUUUUCCAGGAGCAUUCUAUACUACAUAAUCAACCACUCCUUUAAAUCAAAAUGAUUUCAUAAGAUGCAAAUAAAAUUUGGUGACAGGUUUAAUAUAAUUUUGAUCAUAAUUUACAAAUGAGCUUUGCAAAUACUGCUCAGGGGGCACUAAUUUUCCCCAUAGUUAAGCUAAAUUAAAUAUGUUCCUUGUAGUCAUGAUUACAUUAUUAAACCCCAUUAUUCACAUUUAAAAUAAUCACAGUACUUUUUGUUUUUCAAAAAUAUAAUACAAUGUUAUGCAAAGCUGUAAACUGAGUUCUUUAUUUUAUCUAUGGUAUUUUUGCAAAAACUCAGGAAUAUAACAUAUAAAGGAAAUGUUAAUUUAAAAUUUUCCACUAAAUUUAGUAUCUAUUAACCAAAGCCUAAAAUUUUAUAUUCUUCAGUUAGACAAGAGCUUGUACCCAAGUUUAAUUUGUCUUUAAGGAUAGUCAUUUGUCUUCCCAAAGUUUGAUAAGAUUUUUAAAAAGUAAGUAGUGCUAUGGUUCUUGUUUCUAUAAUUCUAAACUUUGAUAGUACUUAUAGUAUACUACAUUUCAUUUCUGAAUAGCUUUUGAAUUCAUGAAAAAUUAGUAAUUUUAUUAAGUUAUACAUGUGUAAACAUUAUAUUAGCUUAUUUCUGUUAUGUUGAUAGUACUGCUUCUGUUUUUAGUACUGUUUCGCUUCUGUAUAUUUAUG
Rhinolophus ferrumequinum (greater horseshoe bat) is the source of this 3406-nucleotide messenger RNA. RefSeq names its product RP2 activator of ARL3 GTPase (gene RP2). NCBI's taxonomy places the organism in Eukaryota, Metazoa, Chordata, Mammalia, Chiroptera, Rhinolophidae. Bases 206 to 1258 code for a protein of 350 amino acids. Gene Ontology annotation, biological process: post-Golgi vesicle-mediated transport. The transcript is spliced from 5 exons. Gene Ontology annotation, molecular function: GTPase activator activity. Gene Ontology annotation, cellular component: cilium; periciliary membrane compartment. The record is from RefSeq and is a predicted model, not a curated record.